AUGCCCGGGUGGGUCUGUUGCCGGUGGGCUGAGGCCCCGGCGUCGUCAUCUCGGCGCUGUCGAACUCCCUUGUCGAGCCAUCAGACGUGCGAGUGCGGGUUUGUUCCCCUGCGGUUGCGGGCUGCAGAAGAUGUCAAUGUUACUUUUGAAGAUCAACAGAAAAUUAACAAAUUUGCAAGAAAUACUAGCAGGAUCACAGAGCUGAAAGAAGAAAUAGAAGUGAAAAAGAAACAACUUCAGAACUUGGAAGAUGCUUGUGAUGACAUCAUGAUGCUUGAUGAUUGUGAUCCACUUCUGAUACCCUACCAGAUUGGAGAUGUCUUCAUUAGUCAUUCUCAAGAAGAGACACAAGAGAUGCUGGAGGAGGCAAAGAAAAGUUUACAAGAAGAAAUUGAAGCAUUAGAAUCUCGAGUGGAAUCAAUUCAGAGGGUGUUAUCGGACCUGAAAGUUCAGCUCUAUGCAAAGUUCGGAAAUAACAUAAAUCUUGAGGCUGAGGACAGUUAAAGGUGUUCUAAAGAUACCAUACAACUUUUCCUUGUUUUAUUAAAUGUUUUGAUAACAUCAUUCAAUUACAUUUAAAAAAAAAAUCCCACUUUUGUUUUUUAUUUUCUUGUCUUGGGUUCCAUCUAUUUAAUGAGAGCUUUCUUAUUUUGAUUAUUGCAGUUAUUUAUUUGUUCAGGAAAGCAUUAGCUUCAUACUGUUGGUAAAGCAUCAAGAUGGAAGUAUUUGCAUUGUUUGUUAAAGUAAUAAAGGCAGGCACAUAUUGUA
Molecule: messenger RNA, 768 nt
Organism: Opisthocomus hoazin
Lineage: Eukaryota; Metazoa; Chordata; Aves; Opisthocomiformes; Opisthocomidae
Source: RefSeq, a predicted model, not a curated record